Molecule: messenger RNA, 1839 nt
Organism: Fraxinus pennsylvanica
Lineage: Eukaryota; Viridiplantae; Streptophyta; Magnoliopsida; Lamiales; Oleaceae
Source: the annotation of a GenBank genome assembly
AUGAGGGCACUGAAAGAAGGACUCAAAUUUCAUGCCAAUGCCAUAAAAUCUGGUUUCACACCAACUAUUUUCGCAGCCAACCAACUCAUUCACUUGUACUCCAAACAAGGUUUUGUAAGAGAAGCUUGUAAACUGUUCGAUGAAAUGCCUGAACGAAAUGUGUACACUUGGAAUGCCAUUAUAAACGUUCAUAUCAAAUGCCAAAACUUCACUGCUGCACAAUUCCUCUUUGAUUCUGCUCCAUGUAAAGAUUCGGUCACCUACAAUUCGUUGAUAAGUGGGUAUGCAAACUCUGAUGGACAUGAAAAUAUGGCUCUGAAGUUGUUUGUUCAAAUGCAAUACGAGAGUGAGAGUGUUAAGGUGGACGAGUUUACACUAACUACACUGCUUAAUUUGGUAGCUAAGUUAAGGGCGUUAUGUUAUGGGAGGCAGUUACAUUCAUAUAUGGUGAAGACUAAUAAUGAUUCUAGUGGGUUUGCAGUUACUUCUUUGAUAGAUAUGUACUCGAAAUCUGGGUGUUAUAACGAUGUGUGGAGUGUGUUUAAUGGAAGCGGUGAUCGAGGGGUGACAGAUGUCGUCGUGAAGAAUGCAAUCCUGGCAGCUUGUUGCAGAGAAGGCGAGUUGGAAUUGGCUCAGGAAAUAUUUUCGACUCAGCUGGAGUUGAAUGAUAAUGUAUCUUGGAACACGAUGAUCUCGGGAUAUGUUCAGAAUGGGCGUGUGGAGGAGUCGAUCCAGCUGUUUAGGUGCAUGGCCGAGGAGGGUUUUAACUGGGACAACCACACAUUUGCUACUGUCUUGAGUGCUUGUUCUACUUUGAAGAAUUUGAAGCUUGGGAAAAAAAUACAUGUUCGGGUUCUGAAAGAAGGGAUGUUGGCUAGUCCCUUUAUAGCCAGUGGCAUCGUAGAUGUUUAUUGCAAGUGUGGUAAUAUGGGGUAUGCUGAGUCUGUUCACAAGACAGUUGGAACGAGAAAUUCGUUCUCAAUUACUUCGAUGAUUGUUGGAUACUCGACAAGUGGUAGCAUGCGAGAAGCCAGAAGGCUUUUCGACUCAUUAGCAGAGAAAAAUAUUGUCGUUUGGACCGCCAUGUUUUCUGGGUACGUGAAAUCCCAGCAAUACAAGAAUGUUUUUCAUCUUUUCCGGGAGUUUCAGAACAAGGAAAAAACAGUUGCGGACGCUUUGAUCGUUGUCAGCCUGCUUUGUGCCUGUGCAACACAGGCCUCUAUAGAUCUUGCUAUCAAGCUUUUUGAGGAAAUGAAACAAACCGGCCUUCAACCUGAUGCUGUAACUUUUGUCGCAAUUCUAUCAGCUUGUCGGCAUUGUGGUUUAGUAGAAGAAGGUGAGAUGUAUUUUUCGUCAAUGAUGGAAGAUUAUGCAAUAACUCCCGAAACCGACCACUACGCGUGUAUGUUAGACUUGUAUGGAAGGUCGAAUCAACUCAAAAAGGCAGUAGCCUUUUUCGAGAAGAUGCCUAUUGAACCGGAUACCAUAAUAUUGGGCACGUUCAUGAAUGCUUGCAAAAUGAAUCGAAAUCUUGAACUCGCAAGAAUGGCAGAGAACAAGCUAUUGGAAAUCGAAGGGAAUAAUGGAGAAAGGUAUGUGCAGUUGGCUAAUGUGUACGCUUCCGAGGGGAAAUGGGACGAGAUGAGGAGGGUGAUGAAGAGGAUGAGAGGGAAGGCAGUCAAGAAGGUCACAGGACGUAGUUGGGUAAACGUUGGGAAUAGUGUUCAUGUUUUUAAGUCGGGUGACCGAUCUCACUCCGAAGCCGAGGCUAUAUAUUUUACUCUAGGAUGCUUGAUUCAAGAACUUUGUGGUGUACUUGCAUUUGAUGAUUUGAUAUAA